AUGGAUUUCGAUAUCAAUGAAUCUCUUAAAUAUUAUUUGAGUGACCCCUCCUCUGUUCCUACCCCGGAAGCAGACCCGGAGCUGCUGGACCGCGAAAAUGACCCUGAAUCGUUAACCAGUCCUGUGAUAAACGGGGUGCUAAAUCCCAUCGUCGACGCUGUAGCCGAAAACCCAGAAGGCCUGGGAAGAAGCAGCUUCUUCGACUCAUUACAAUUUCUUCUCAAGUGUGCCCCGACCUCUCGUGUCUCUCUACAAAAUAUCCAUCAGCAUGAACCAGACUCUGAACUCUCUAAACUAUCUAGAUUAUCUUCCCAGCUCCCGACAAAAGCCCUCAGCAAGAUUCUGGAUCUUGUUAUCUCGGGUCUUGCUGUCGAAGCCGAUAUUAUCCACCAUGAUAUGGAGUCCGACGAAUCCGAUACUGUGCAACACCAUAAACAGCUUCUGGAAAUGUACGCAUUCUUGCUGCAGUGGACAUUGUCUGCAGUAGAGACAAAACUGGCAGAAAAGCCCGCUAUAGCAGCCCAUGUGCGACGCGGGGCCGGGAAAUCAAAACCAAGGCCCUCUCCAAACGAUGAACGCUGGGACUCUUCCACCCAAAUCCAGACUGCCAUGGAAGUUAUGUGUAAAGUAUUGAAGCUGAAGCUGGGAAAAAUAUUCAUGACUACCUCUGAUCGUGACACAUUUGUGAACCUUUUUACCAGGACAAUAUACUUAAUUUUAGAAAGUGAGCAGCGGGUGAAGAGCAUGUCUAUUCGAAUGCAUGCAUUCAAAGUGCUGUGCAUUGCUGUUAAGCAUCAUGGCCAUGCUUUUGGAGCACAAACCUCCAUUGUCCAAAGCCUCACAUACUUUGAGCACCUUUCAGAGCCCAUGGCGGAGUUUCUUCAUAUUCUCGCUGAACAGUACGAUUAUCCGCAGUUGUCAGAUGAAAUAUUGAGGGAAAUUGGCAACAAGGAAUUCAAUUCGAACGACAGCAAGGGGCCGAAAUCGGUCUCAGCGUUUAUUAUCAGACUUUCAGAACUUGCACCUAGACUUAUAAUUAAGCAAAUGACUCUUUUGGCGAAACAACUUGAUAGCGAGGCUUAUACGUUGCGAUGCGCGGUUAUUGAAGUGUGCGGCAACCUGAUAUCAGAUUUAAGCAAGCAGGAAGAAAGAAAUGAGAACCACACAACGCAGAUUAACUCAUUUUUCGAGGUGUUAGAGGAACGAUUUUUAGACAUCAAUCCAUAUUGCCGAUGUCGUGCCAUCCAGGUUUAUAUGAAGCUUGCCGAACUGGACCAAAAAUUUCCAAAACGUCGACAAACGGCAGCGGAGCUUGCGGCUAGGAGUCUCGAAGACAAAAGUAGCAACGUUCGCAGGAAUGCAAUCAAAUUGCUGGGUAAAUUGGUGUCUACGCAUCCGUUUAGUGUAAUGCAUGGUGGUCAGCUUUCGUACAAGGAAUGGGAUGCGAGACUACAGGCUGUAGAUGCGGAAUUAAACUCGCUGAGGCCUCCUCCCGAGACACCUGGCCUCGGCGAAGAUGUGGAUGCCACCAACAUUGACAGUGAACUGCUUGACGAUGUUACGCAGAUGCCCGAUGACUCUCCCUCAAAGGCUCCAAGAAUGACCGAGGAACAGAAACAACAGGCUAUGAGAAUGGCCGCAGAAGAGGCAGCAACCUCAGAACUGCUCACAAGACUCCAACUGACCAGGAAAUAUUACCUUGAGGCAAUUCGAUUUAUCGAGGUCCUUCACCAUGCUUCACACAUCGUUUCACAGCUUUUGUCGUCCCGAAAUAAAAGCGAAGUGAUCGAAGCAAUGGAUUUUUUUGUCAUCAUUGAUGCUUACAAAGUUGAGACUGCCCGCGCUGGUAUUAGACGAAUGCUCCGCUUGAUCUGGACCAAAGGCAAUAGUGACGAGGGCAAAGGCGUUCAAAGCCAUUUAAUCGAUUGCUAUAAGGGUUUGUUUUUUGAGGCUCCGGACUCCUUUAGUUCUAACGAUGCUGCGAACUACAUCGCCCGCAACAUGAUCAGCCUCACUUUUGGGGCAACCCCCGCCGAGCUCACUUCGCUGGAACAGCUGCUCAGUACUAUGAUGAAAAUUGGUCAUAUUUCCGAUGUGGUUAUUGCCAAGCUAUGGCAGGUGUACAGUGUCCAGAAGAAAGAAAUCUCCAAGACUCAAAGGAGAGGGGCAAUUAUCGUUCUUGGUAUGAUUGCUCUAGCUGACCCUGAGGUUGUGGUGCGAGAGAUCGAAGCGAUGCUUCGCGUCGGCUUAGGAACCCUUGGAAGGGCAGACCUUGUACUCGCCAAAUACACAUGCGUUGCCCUAAAAAGAAUGAAAUCCGGUCGGCAGGCAAAGUCGAAGGAUGCCUCCUCUCCUAAGCUGUCGAAUGACCAUGCUGUACUGAGCAAACUAGCUGCAAUUAUCGAGAUUGACUCGGACAGCAAGGAGUGGUAUGGUGUUGCGGAACAUGCGAUUGGAGCGAUAUAUUCACUCGCGAAACACCCCGAUGCUCUUUGUUCUGAAAUCCUUCGCCGGAAAACCAGGUUUGUAUUUCAGCCACAUGCACGACCCUGUUCAUCUCAAGAUAAUACCAGCAUGGCCUCUUGUAGCUUGGAGGAGUCUCAAACCCCUAGACAAAAAAUGAGCUCUGUUCCACUGUCACAGUUACUUUUCAUAGUCGGCCAUAUCGCUAUCAAACAAAUCGUCCACCUUGAACUUUGCGAACUUGAUUUCAAACGUCGAAAGGCUGAGCAGGAAAAAAACAAAACUACAAACCAGGCGUUCCCGAAGAAGCAUGAGACGUCUGAAGAUGAUGAACUCGAUCUCAUUGGCGGCACCACAGAAGACGAUUUUACGGAAGCUAUGGCUCAUAUUCGUGAACGUGAGCUACUAUAUGGACCGACGUCACUACUUACCAAUUUCGGCCCUUUGGUUGCUGAGAUUUGCGCUAAUAAUAAUACUUACCCUGAUCGCAAUCUGCAAGCUGCCGCAACUCUGUGCAUGGCUAAACUUAUGUGCGUAUCGGGUGAGUAUUGCGAGAAGAACCUGCCUCUUCUCAUCACCAUAAUGGAACGAUCGGAAGACCCAAUAGUUCGAAGCAACGCUGUCAUUGCCCUCGGCGACAUGGCUGUCUGCUUUAACCACCUCAUCGAUGAGAACACCGAUUUUCUCUACCGACGACUUAAUGAUAGUGAUGUCUCCGUCAAACGGACUUGUCUGAUGACUCUAACAUUCCUCAUCCUAGCUGGCCAAGUGAAAGUCAAGGGCCAGCUUGGCGAGAUGGCAAAAUGUCUCGAGGAUGAUGAUAAGUGUAUCGCUGAUCUGGCGCGGAUGUUCUUUACCGAGCUGGCCACGAAAGAUAAUGCAGUCUACAAUCAUUUCGUUGAUAUGUUUAGCUUGUUGAGUACGGAGAAGAGCUUAGAGGAAGAUGCGCUGCGGAGAAUUAUCAAGUUCUUGGCCGGUUUUGUUGAGAAGGAUAAACAUGCCAAACAGCUAGCCGAAAAACUUGCGGCCAGAUUAGCCCGGUGUGAUAAUGAGAGGCAAUGGAAUGAUGUUGCAUAUGCCCUGUCGCUCCUGGCACACAAAAACGAGGAGAUCACCAAGACAAUCACUGCCGGGUUCAGAGUUGUCAAGGCAAAUGCCUAG
Histoplasma capsulatum G186AR is the source of this 3624-nucleotide messenger RNA. Its product is annotated as condensin complex subunit 1. Lineage: Eukaryota; Fungi; Ascomycota; Eurotiomycetes; Onygenales; Ajellomycetaceae. The record is from RefSeq and is a predicted model, not a curated record. The transcript has 5 exons. Gene Ontology annotation, molecular function: histone binding. Bases 1 to 3624 code for a protein of 1207 amino acids. Gene Ontology annotation, cellular component: nucleus; condensed chromosome, centromeric region. Gene Ontology annotation, biological process: mitotic chromosome condensation; mitotic cell cycle; meiotic chromosome condensation.